AUGCCCGUCCUCCCAUCCUUGGAAUCAACAACCUUCGAUACGGACCUGCGCGACCGGCACCUGGUCUACGAUUACGCAGCGCAGGAUGAACACGGAAACCCAGAAAAAUGGCGGUAUGAAAUGUGGUUCUACAACGAAGACCGCAUCAACUAUGCCAUCCACGGCGGGCCGAUGGCGGGACGAGUCAACUUUCAGACGGCGACGUAUCAGUGCAUUCGCCCCGGGGAGCUGUGGCAGUGUAACUGGCUCGAGGAGACGGGGACGAUUUGCUCGCUUGUGUAUGAUAUUGCUAAUAGUCGCGUCACCACUUUGAUUGGGUUCUCCAAAGGGCAUUGGGAGCAGGCGGAGGCGGCGCACGGCGAUAAGCGUAAUCCGCACGAUUUGGAGAGGUGGCGCGGACUGGCAAGGCUAGGGAUUCAGACGGAUCGCAAGUUGCUGAGCGAGCAGGCUGAUAUCAUCUGGGAUUUCCGCGGGCCGGGGGAUCUGAAGCCCAUUGAGAUGGAUUGGCCCACUUUGUAA
Molecule: messenger RNA, 519 nt
Organism: Penicillium lagena
Lineage: Eukaryota; Fungi; Ascomycota; Eurotiomycetes; Eurotiales; Aspergillaceae
Exons: 1
Coding region: 1-519 (172 amino acids)
Molecular function (GO): carboxy-lyase activity
Source: RefSeq, a predicted model, not a curated record